CUCGAAGACUGUGUGCCCGAAGGCCCGGGGCCGGGGGGCGGUUGCGGAGAGCUCGGUGUCCCCGGGCCCCGGCCUCUCCCCGGCCGCCCCCCCACAGCCCCGGCGGAGUGGGGCCCGGGGCCCGGCCGAGGGCCCCCCCGCCCCCACCAUGAGUGCGGACAAAGGAAACCCCCCCGCCGGACCACCCUGUGUCACCAUGAAGGAGCUCACCUUCUUCCCGGUGUGUGCCGAAUUCAUGAAACCCACCAAAUUAGUACCUAGGAAUUCCAGGGUAUUUCAGAAAGCGGAGUUAAGCUUCAUGGCCAACAGGAAAAACUUCAAGGAGGUAUCCCAUGAAAGAAGCAUCCAACCAAGAGUUAAGACUUUCCAGGUGCAGCUGCGAUUCUGUUUAUGGGACACGCAAGGCCCUCAACCAGACUGUCUUCCUACCCAAUUGACCAUCACUGUCAACGAGAAGAUAUGUUUUAUCCCCGUGGAUUCUGAUGAUAAAGACUACAACCGCCCUGUGGAUAUCACCCAAUUAGUGUGCCCCUCGGAUGAAGCUCCCCAUAGAAUCACGCUCCUUUGGUCACUGAGUGACUCACGUGACUUUGCCAUGUCCGUGUGCUUGGUAGAGCAACUUACUGCUGAAAACUUAUUGAAACAACUGAAGAAUAAGAAAGCUUUGCCCAGAUUUGAGACACUGAUCUUGAUCCAGAAGUUGAUGCCAGCAGUCCGUGAAUGCGCGCUUCCCUUCAGAAGGGUCCGCGCCUCCCUCCUGUGUCCGUUGGGACAGAGCCUUGUGACUGUGCCCUGCCGUUCGCUAGCCUGUUCCCACUUCCAGAUCUUCGACGCGGUGCUGUAUUUGCAGAAGAAUGAGAAGGAGGAGACAUGGAUGUGUCCCAUAUGUAACCAGGGGAUUCUGUAUCAAGACCUCGUCAUAGAUGAAUUUUUCUUCAUUGUCCUCCAUACUGUCACCUGCGAAGAGAUUAACUGUGAAGCGAUUGACAUUCUACAUGAUGGGACCUGGUGCCCAGCUGGGUACUUCUUGGAUGUGUCAGAACUCUCUGAGGACCCCGGCUUCACUGGUCUACGAGGCCAUCGAUUUCAAAGGAAGAGGAAGGUUCAUUUUGUUAGCAUGAAGGAAUGGCCAUGUCCAGAACCCACGAGAACUGUACGGGUGAGCACCACUGAAAAGAAGAUGGCCCAGGGCAGUGAUAGCCAGGCCGGAGCCCCAGCGCCCAACAGCCUACUGUCUUCUGACCAGCAGUCCUCCUCAAACCUCAGAAAACGUGAUAACCUCAAUGUCCCCUUCAGCUGUGGAAAGAAUGAGCUGCAACGAGGAGGGUCCAGGUUUCCGGCAGGGGACCGGAGGGAUUUACUAGAUUGCUGUGAUGCCCCUGGUACCAGUGGCCUCCAAACUGGCUCUAUACUUUCCAGCAUCAAGGAGAUUCCUGCAGUUGCUCCGAUCAAGAGCUGCUCAUCUAACAUGGAGCGGCGAGCUCUGGCCAUCACUACCAGCAGAGGGUUGUUCUCUGAUACCCUCAAUGUCCACCCUGGAGAGAAUGAGCUACCACAACAAGGGUCCAGGAUUCCGAUAGGGGACCAGAGAGAUUUAUUCGUUUGCUAUGAUGAACAUGGCCCCAGCAACCUCAAAACCUUUCCAUUCAGGAGCAAAAUGGAGGUUCCUACCGUUGCCCAGUUGGUCAGCAGCUCAUCCAGAGUAGAGCCGCAGACUCCAGCCACCAUGGCAGCCAACCUGGUUGCCACGACCACCAAAAUAGUGGUAAGACCUCAGCAGCCGGCAGUCAAGUCCUGCAGUAAGGACACCUGCUGCUCUCUUCCCUUCAGCCAACCUACACAAGGGCUCUUUGCCUCGUCCGUCUCGAAACCUCAAAAAACCUGUGACUUUGGGGACAACCCUCCAGCUUCAGCCGCAGCUCCUGCCUCAGUCCCCUUUUCUAGAUGGCUCCCAACACUCCCCACUGGAAUCUGUCCUCCCAGGAAACGGCUGCCUUUUAUCCCUGAGCUCGGAGCAGGACAGGGAGAGGGUCUCCACCGGCAGCUGGUCAAAUAUCAGUCCUCUGAACCGGGCCCUCUCCCCACAAUGGCCCAGCCCUCCCAAUUUGCCAGAGCUGAGGGGCUCAGCAUGGGGAUCCUGCAGAGAGAGGAUCGGUUCAAAGUGAUUAGAGAAUCAGUUCAGAGGGAAUCUCUAGCCAACAAUUCCAAUUUUUGUCCCCCAGGCCAAAUAGUGGUGAGUCCACACAGGCAGAUGGGGCUGCUGAGGACCACAAAUAUCCAUAAGGGGGGGGGACAAACUCCACCGAGCACUUGACACCCAUCUGCCCCAGGUUUAAUAUUUUCGUAUCCCCUC
This is a messenger RNA of Tachyglossus aculeatus (Australian echidna), 2353 nucleotides long. RefSeq lists its product as uncharacterized. Gene Ontology annotation, biological process: regulation of transcription by RNA polymerase II; protein sumoylation. Bases 149 to 2314 code for a protein of 721 amino acids. The transcript has 17 exons. NCBI's taxonomy places the organism in Eukaryota, Metazoa, Chordata, Mammalia, Monotremata, Tachyglossidae. Gene Ontology annotation, molecular function: transcription coregulator activity; zinc ion binding; SUMO ligase activity. The record is from RefSeq and is a predicted model, not a curated record.